This is a messenger RNA of Fragaria vesca subsp. vesca, 1298 nucleotides long. RefSeq names its product expansin-A4-like. Lineage: Eukaryota; Viridiplantae; Streptophyta; Magnoliopsida; Rosales; Rosaceae. The transcript is spliced from 3 exons. The coding region runs from base 31 to 798 and encodes 255 amino acids. Gene Ontology annotation, cellular component: extracellular region. The record is from RefSeq and is a predicted model, not a curated record. Gene Ontology annotation, biological process: plant-type cell wall organization.
ACACUCAAUCCUUUGUUUCUUUAGUCUUUAAUGGCUUCCAUGACUGUGCUCUGCAUUGUUUCCCUCAUUGCAUUCUCCACAGCUUUCGUUGUCGACGCAACUUCUCAUGUCGGGCCAUGGAAGAGCGCCCAUGCUACUUUCUAUGGUGGUGGUGACGCCACCGGAACUAUGGGAGGGGCAUGUGGGUACGGAAAUCUUUACAGCGAUGGCUAUGGCAUCAACACGGCGGCGCUGAGCACUGCUCUCUUCAACAAUGGUUUAAGCUGUGGAGCUUGUUUUGAACUAAAGUGCGUAAACACCAAAUGGUGCCACUCUGGUCGUCCCUCAAUCUUUGUUACCGCCACCAAUUUUUGCCCCCCAAAUUGGGCUCAAGCGAACGACAAUGGCGGCUGGUGCAACCCUCCUCGCGCUCACUUUGAUCUCUCCCAGCCUAUCUUCCUCAAGAUCGCCGAGUACAGUGCCGGCAUUGUCCCUGUUGCAUAUCGCCGGGUGCCAUGCCGGAAGAGAGGAGGAAUGAGGUUCAAGAUCAGUGGAAACCCCUACUUCAACUUGGUUCUGAUCACCAACGUCGCCGGUGCAGGAGACAUUGUGAAGGUGAGCGUCAAAGGUUCCAAAACUGGAUGGAUGCCAAUGAGUCGUAACUGGGGGCAGAACUGGCAGAUAGACACCGUCUUGGUCGGACAGUCGCUCUCCUUCAGUGUCAAAACCAGUGACGGUCGCACCACUACUUCUUGGAACGUCACUCCUUCCAAAUGGCAGUUUGGUCAAUCUUACACUGGAAACAAUUUCAGUGUCUGAUCAUAGUUUGGUAAAAAAACUUCCAGAAUCAGAGUAUGAUUAUAAUUAUACUCGUAGUAACUAUUUUAGUUUAUUGAAAAAAGAAAGGUAUACUAUUGAGAGGUAAUAGCCCUCAACAGAUAAAGAUUAUACGUUGUGUCAUGAAUCCUUGACAGUGAAAUCAAGUUCUGGUAUCUUUAGCAGUGUAUAUUUUUCACUCCAUUCAUACAUCAAGUAGAACAAUAUCCCAUUUUCUUUACUUCCCAUUUCUCAGCCUCAAACUUAAAAGUUAGCAGCCUUUACUCAUCUCUCAGUCUCAAACUUCAUAGCAGGGUUCAGGGUUUAAGGCCAAUAUCUCAAAAAAGGGUUCAAGAUUUUCAAGGCCAGAUUUUCAACCAACCGAACAUUGUGCUCCGCUUCCAAUUGCACAUACAAUGGAAAAUGCAUAAAUGAAUCCAAAACCAGGAUCACAAAACAAAAGAAAAUCAAUGAAAUUGAAGAAAUGUGAGAUGGAACCAGUA